CAGCAGAAGAUGAGGCUAUCUCGAUGACGGAACAGCUCUGUGGACGGCGAUAUCAGAUCCUAUAUCUCCGGCUCCUUAAAGGACGACCGUCGAUUGCAAAAGUGGGCAAAGUAUCACGACCAGAUUGAGAAGGCGCUGACCGAAGGCGCAAAGGGCGUGUAUGUUCUCAGUCUUCUACGAGAAGCUACUUGCUGACCCGAUCAGGUUUCGCUGGGUUGAAUGCCAGUUUACAGCAUUAGACUCCUGUGCGAGAAGCCAGCGCCAACUGGAUCUAUUGCUGGCGUCCUUGCCUCGGUCUCUGGACAAAACAUACGAGCGCAUGCUCCUGGGCAUUAGCGAAGAGCCCGCAGAGGAUGCAAGGCCGGCCUUGACACUGCUUUGCUGCUCCAAGGAACCAUUGACUGUGCCAGAGCUUAUCGAGGCCAUCGCUGUGAAGCUUAGGGAUGUUCCGCGGCUCAAUCCUGAUGGUAGAUUGGACGACGAAGAGGAAAUACACCAGAUCUGCCCUGGCCUCAUCGAGCUGGACCGACACCCAGGAAGCACGCGUGUCACCGUUCGUAUCGCGCAUUUUUCCCUCUAGGAAUAUCUAGAACCGGAUCGGGUAAGCGAUAAGGUGGCACGCUUCAGUGUGAGAAGGCCGAAAGCUCACGCGGAGAUAGCCUCUGUCUG
Molecule: messenger RNA, 669 nt
Organism: Lasiosphaeria miniovina
Lineage: Eukaryota; Fungi; Ascomycota; Sordariomycetes; Sordariales; Lasiosphaeriaceae
Exons: 1
Coding region: 161-580 (139 amino acids)
Source: RefSeq, a predicted model, not a curated record